Messenger RNA from Quercus robur (English oak), 627 nucleotides. RefSeq lists its product as uncharacterized. Gene Ontology annotation, molecular function: nucleic acid binding; RNA-DNA hybrid ribonuclease activity. The coding region runs from base 1 to 627 and encodes 208 amino acids. The transcript is spliced from 2 exons. Lineage: Eukaryota; Viridiplantae; Streptophyta; Magnoliopsida; Fagales; Fagaceae. The record is from RefSeq and is a predicted model, not a curated record.
AUGAAAGUUACGUUAUUAACACGAAUAAAUACCAUCGAAUCACAUCGACUACUUCCAACGUUCGUCAAUGUACACACUGGUUGCGCUUGUACUCUACCUGUGAAGAAGUCUAGUGCAGCAAAGAAAAACUGGGUGCCUCCUACGGGUUUAAACUAUAAGGAAAAUGUAGAUGGUGCUGUGUUUUCUGCCCAAAAAACAGCUGGAGUAGGAGUUGUAAUCAGAGACAAUGAAUGUCAUUUUAUUGCUGGACUUAGCAAGAAGCUUAAUCUUCCUUUAGGGGCGAUUGAAACUGAGGCUACGACAGUUGAAGUUGGAAUUACAUUUGCUGGGGAGAUUGGGAUUCGGGAUUUUGUUUUGGAAGGUGACUCUCUUAUUAUGAUACAAGCUUUGUCUGAUUCUGCCCUAGCACCAUCUUCGGUGGCUUCUCUGGUUUAUGGUAUUGCAGUGGCUGCUUAUGAUUUUAGGAGUGUGAAAUUCUCCCAUGUCUGUCGCAAUGGAAAUAUUCUUGCUCAUUUGUUAGCUAAACAUGCUUUAGGCAUUGUUGAUUAUUGUGAUUGGAAUGAAAAAAGUUCUUGUUUUAUUGAACAAGCUCUUCUCCAUGAUGUAUCCAUGGCUUUUACUAAUUAA